AUGAUGUCUCCCAUUGCUUUUGCGAUUUUGUGUUUCGUAGCAGUUUUAUCUGCAUCACCUAUAAAGCCCGAGUCUCAUCACCCUCAUGAAUUUAUUAUUGCAAAAACUGAUUCCAAGGACUUGUCCGGGGAGGGGAAAUACAAAAUAAUUGAGAUUAUCCCAUUCUCCGAGACUGAAAACAAUUCUACAGGAUAUGUAGAAGAAACUACCACCAGUAAUUCAGAAACUAACAAACCAAGCUACGAGGAUAACAACAAUAACCAAGAAAAUUAUUCAGACCCACAAAAAGAAAAAUAUGCAAGGAUACUUGAAGCAGUUAAAGAAGCAGUGCCUGAAGAACAAAAAUAUAACGAACAAAAUCCCGAGCCAGAGCAUGAAAAGCGUCCUCAGAACCCGAAAGAAAAAAUCGAAAUACUACUUAAAACAGCAAAACCUGAAGUUCAGAAAUACGAUGAACAAAACCCUGACCCAACCAGCGAAAAGCAAAAUUCUGAGAAUGACCUGCCAGAAUACAAAAACUUUGAACCUCAAUAUUCGCAAGAUGUGCUCACUAGAGUAAUCGAUCACACGCACAAUGGACCGUCUUACGCGGAAAUCAUCGAGAUCCAACCUGAUUUAGAGACCUUGAAACACUAUAAAAUUAACACGCCACAAACUAGUGAAACACGAAACUCUGAAACAGAAGAUUCUGGAAAACCCAUUGUUGAAGUAAGAAAACCAAAAUAUGUGGUUCCCGAAGCACCAACAUUUACUACGAGAAUAUCUGUACCCCCUCUACCGAUUUCAUUGUCAUCUAUUCGUUCUAUGAUGAUACAUUGGCCUCGUGAAGUGCCAUCUAUCUUUAAGGCUCCCAGAAUUAUAUAUUUGAGACACCAGUAG
Molecule: messenger RNA, 879 nt
Organism: Pieris macdunnoughi
Lineage: Eukaryota; Metazoa; Arthropoda; Insecta; Lepidoptera; Pieridae
Source: the annotation of a GenBank genome assembly